Haemorhous mexicanus (house finch) is the source of this 1305-nucleotide messenger RNA. RefSeq names its product ArfGAP with FG repeats 2 (gene AGFG2). Gene Ontology annotation, molecular function: GTPase activator activity. The transcript has 12 exons. Bases 8 to 1129 code for a protein of 373 amino acids. NCBI's taxonomy places the organism in Eukaryota, Metazoa, Chordata, Aves, Passeriformes, Fringillidae. The record is from RefSeq and is a predicted model, not a curated record.
CGGGAAGAUGGCGGCGGGCGGCGGCGGCGGCACCGGGCCGGGAGCGGGGCCCGGCGGAGGCCCCGGGGCCCGCAGGGGCAGCGCGGGCCGGGACGCGGAAGCCGAGGUUUGGUGCCGGCGGGUUCGGGAGCUGGUGAGCUCGGUUCCCGCCAACCGGCUCUGCUUCGAAUGCGGCCAGCGCGGCGUCACCUACGUGGACAUCAGCGUGGGCAGCCUCGUGUGCACCGGCUGCUCGGGGGCGCUGCGGGGACUGAACCCCCCGCACCGCGUCAAGUCCAUCUCCAUGACGACGUUCAGCGAGGCCGAGGUGCUGUUCCUGCAGGCGCACGGCAAUGAGGCCUGCAGGAGGGUCUGGCUGGGCACCUUCGACCCCCGGACGUCGCUGCUCCCCGACUCCCGCGACCCCCAGAAGGUGAAGGAGUUCCUGCAGGAGAAAUACGAGAAGAAGCGCUGGUACGUGGCACCAGAACAAGUGAAAGAGCAAGUGAAGCCCCCCCAGAGCACUGCAGCAGAGCCCGGGCCCCCCCAGCCCCUCCCCGGGGACACGGGGACGCUGCCACAGCCUCGCCCAGCUGCCCGAAAAGCCAGCACCGACCUCCUGGCUGACAUCGGGGGGGACCCCUUCGCCAGCCCAGCCCCUGCCCCCGCCUUCGCUGCCUUCCCUGGCCCAGCCCGCUCUGCCUUCCCCAGUUUCAAUGCCUUUGGAACCAGCCCUGGAGCAGCCACGUUUGGCGGAGCUGUGCCCCCCUUCCACAUCCCCCCCAGCACCACAGGGAGUUUUUGGGGGCUCCAGGAAUUUUGGGAACCCCACAUGGCUCCUCUCUUACACCUGCAGCAGGUGUGGCUGCCCAGGGCGUGGCCACCCCUGUUCCGCCCACAGGGGGAGGAGCUUCUGUCAGCCCCUUCGGGACCCUCCGGGACCCCCCAGCGCUGCCCCACGGGGGCUACACCAACCCCUUCAUGGCCCCCGUGGCCCCCAGACCCUCCACCAACCCCUUCGAGAGCAACGGCCUCGGUGCUGCUUUCACCUCACCCCCUGUUCCUGGGGGCUUCCCCAGCCCCUUCCAGGCCGAUGGGUUGCCUUUCUCUGGGUUCAACGUUGCCGAAGCUUCCACCAACCCCUUCGUGACCGUCCCAGCCCCGGCGGCGCCGUUCGGGAUCAGGCACCGGGCCACCAACCCCUUCCUGUGACCGCAGCUGCUCCGGGAGGCCCCCGCCGCGCACCGCCCCUCCGCCGGGACCAGCUUUUAUUUUUUGUUCCGAGAGAUUUAUCGCGAUAUCUAAUAUAUAUUCGAUAGAAACGGC